GCUCAAUUUCCUGCGCAAGAUCCCCCCAACCAGUUGCACGGAAUUCUUGGUGGGUCAGUCUUGUUUCGCCUAAAUGUACCCCCCUGGAAAAGAGUGGACGAGGUUGAAUGGAAAUUCACCCCCACAGGGGGUCAGCCACUCCUGGUUGCCGAAUUCGCCGAGGGGAAGCUGAGGAAACCACACCCAAGCAACAGUUUUGGACCACGGGUAGAAAUGGUUGAUGAGACCACGCUGAAGAUGAAAGACCUGACGAUGGCGGACUCUGGAGUGAUGGAUGUCCGCGUGAGGUUUGCUUCCUCAGCAAUUGUGGAGUCCUUCUUCAACCUCAUAGUCCAUGAGCCGGUGCCAUCGCCACAAAUAAAUCACCAGAUCGUUUCCAGCACUGCCAACCAAUGUAAUGUGACACUGCAUUGUCGGACGUCUGGAAAGUCAGAUUUGCAUUUUUCCUGGGAAAACAGAAACCCACUCAGGACCUCAGAAGCUUUAGAGUGGUAUCGCCUCACCAAUGACGACAAGGAUCUUCACCUGUCAUGGCGGCCAAACACCUCCGAUUCCACUUUCACCUGCCUGGUCAGCAACCCAGUUGAUCAGAAGAACAUCUCGCUUGAUGUCUUCAACAUCUGUCAGGAUGAAGCUCAAGAUGGAUGUAGCUGCUUCUCCUGGGUGAGGACCGCCAUGGCCGUGGGGCUGGGCCUCCAGGUUGCCACCAUCAUCUUGUUAAAUGUUCUGGAAAGGAAAGUUGGAGACCAGUGUUGAGUCGGCGUAGAACCACGAACCGCUAACAUGGAGCCCACGGGCACCCACCACUAUGGUGGCCUCUGCAAUAGGUUUUGAUAAAGAUCUCCUUUUUGAAAAGCCACAGGAUGUGAGGGACUGUUUGCUCUUCCUGCUUGCAGUGGCUCAGACUCUCUUACCACAACUCUGCCACGUUUGAGAUCGGACCCCCCCUGGCUACCCCCUUCCAUUCCAGACAGAGGAGAGGCGCCAAGAGCUUUCCUCUAAGAGCAUCGUGGCGGCGGCUGAAGUACGUGCUUUUCUUUCCAUUGGAGGAGGUGGCUGGUGCACCUUAUUAGCUGUGGCAACCAUUUUGUGCCACGUCCCAUAUCCCACGGUAGCCAUUUUGUGCUAUACCCCGCACCCCACAGUAGCCAUUUUGUAACUGACAGCCACAAAAUUUCAAAUCCACCCAACGCCCAAAAAUGUUUGCCGACCCCGGUGUGGUUGGUUGGAAAAGACACCCUGUCCGGUUUACAAAGUAGCCACUGCCUGCUUACAUUA
Molecule: messenger RNA, 1278 nt
Organism: Podarcis raffonei (Aeolian wall lizard)
Lineage: Eukaryota; Metazoa; Chordata; Lepidosauria; Squamata; Lacertidae
Product: SLAM family member 9-like
Exons: 3
Coding region: 214-756 (180 amino acids)
Source: RefSeq, a predicted model, not a curated record